GACAUUUCAAGUUUAAUAUGUAAAGCAUGAGGAUAUCUUUGAGACAAAUGCUAAAGAAUUAUGCAUGUCAACCAUCUUAUACUCGACGCUCGAAGCAAGCGGUAUCAAGUCCACUGCUGCAGACCAUGCUGCGUCACACAUCGGCAAGGCAAGUGGCCUCGCAUUGCUUAUCAAAUCCUUGCCGUAUCAUGCCAGCCGGAACCGCCAUUCCUCUUACAUACCCGCUGAGAAACACGGGUUGCUGGUGAAUCAGAGUGGACAGUCUGAAAUCAGUAUGGAUUCUCGCGAGGAGGUGUGCAACUUUGUCUUUGAGAUGGCAUCUGUAGCGAAUGCGCAUAUGCAGAAAGCUCGUGCGUUGGCUAAGACAGUGCCCCGUGAGGCUCAUCCGGUGCUGCUUCCUGCUGUGCCCACGCAGGUGAUCCUCGAUUCUUUAAGCCGCGUGCAGUUUGAUGUGUUUGAUCCAAGACUGGCACAAGGUGUGUUGGGGGUUUCUCCUUUGUGGUAUCAGUUGAAACUCAAGUGGUUUUCAUUGAGAGGGAAAUACUGAGAGCUGUCCAGUUUUGUGAAUUCGCCUAAAUUAAUUCAAUCUUAACAUGAAUAAUUGUGGAAUUUUUUAUGACUAUACCAAGAGCGGUUUUCUUU
Molecule: messenger RNA, 642 nt
Organism: Salvia splendens (bonfire salvia)
Lineage: Eukaryota; Viridiplantae; Streptophyta; Magnoliopsida; Lamiales; Lamiaceae
Product: NADH dehydrogenase (ubiquinone) complex I, assembly factor 6
Exons: 1
Coding region: 65-547 (160 amino acids)
Biological process (GO): biosynthetic process
Source: RefSeq, a predicted model, not a curated record